AUGUAUAUUGAAAAUCGGGCUCAGAUCUCGUUCAUCGAGUUGUAUGUUGAGUUUGAACAAUCUGAAGCUGACCGGAAUAUUGUACGGGAAGAUUAUAAUAGUGACAGUGAAGAAGAGUUCGAAAGUAACUACGAGUUUGUUGGUCCAGAUGGAGAUGAAGAUCAAGGUGAGAAAAAUACGGCUCCAGAUGUGACAGAGGUGGCAAAUGCACUCACAAACGAAGUGCCAUUUGAGAAGCCAUCAUUCAUGCGAGUUUUGGACUUGGAAGCCAUGCAUGUUCCGAAGUUUCCGGAAUAUAUGACUACAGGUACGAGAGACGUCGUAUUUGAAUGGUCAGGAGCCACCAUUUCACAGGAUCAUUCGAAGCUGGAUUCUAUCACAAUUGCGGAAGCGAUAAAGCCAUUGGUUGAGGCUGACCCCUCCUUAAAGGUAAAGUCGGUUAUAGCAGAAGUGCAAUCGAAGUUCAACUACACCGUCAGUUACCGGAAAGCAUGGUUGGCUAAACAAAGGGCAGUAGAAAAAAUAUUUGGAAGUUGGGAGGUAUCGUUUGAAGCGUUGCCUAUAUGGUUCAAAGCCAUGUGUCAUAAGGAGCCAUCAGCUGUUGUCCAUUUUGAGACUAUGCCUGCAUAUCAAGGCGAUGAGUUGGUGGGUGAUAUUCAAGUACUGCAUCGAGUAUUUUGGAGUUAUUACCCCUAUAUUAGGGCAUUCAGACAUUGUAAGCCAAUUGUCCAGGUGGAUGGGACUCACUUGUAUGGAAAGUAUAAGAGUUGUCUACUAGUGGCAGUUUCACAGGAUGGCAACAACAAUAUCGUCCCAAUUGCGUUUGCUAUUGUGGAGGGAGAGACUUCUGAUGCAUGGCACUUCUUCCUUAGUAACCUUCGUCAGCAUGUUGUCACUCGGGAUGGUGUGGGUCUAAUAUCCGACCGACACGAAUCCAUCAAUGCAGCUGUGAAAUGCAGUAACGGAGCUUGGUCACCUCCUAGAGCUUUUCAUAUUUUCUGCAUCAGGCAUAUAGAGUCGAAUUUUCUGCGAAAAUUCAAGGCACCGUACCUCCAAAAAUUGGUCGUCAACAUUGGUAACCAUUUACUAAAUUUAAGUAACUUAUUAACAGAAAUAACCUUCAAUAUUUGUUUCACUUGUUGCUAUCCUCUAGGAUAUUCGAGGAAGGUGCGGGAGUACGAAGUGCGUUACCAGCGAUUACGGGAACGGGGUGAAGCGUAUACAAACUGGUUAAACCGAAUUCCUCGCGAACAGUACGCAUUGGCAUUUGAUGGUGGAUACCGAUGGGGUCACAUGACAACGAAUCUAGUGGAAUGCAUCAAUUCAGUGUUGAAGGGUGCACGCAAUCUUCCCAUUACUGCUCUUGUCAAGGCAAUAUUCUACAGGCUAAACGAGCUGUUCACCAGAAAAAGAGCGGAGGCAGAAACGCGGAUUAAUGCUGGCCAUGUGUUCUCCGAAGUCGUGACCUCGAAGUUGCAUGCAAACCAACUUUCAUUAGGAAACAUUCAGGUCAGUUGCUUUGACCGGCAGAAUGAGGUCUUCGAGGUGCGUGAGAUGCCAAGCGGACUGGAGUUUGCAGCCGAUCUACGUGGCCUUCGAUGUGACUGUGGUGAGUUCCAGGUGGACCGGAUCCCCUGCAGACAUGUGUUCGCAUGUUGCGCCAACCAGCGACUGGAUUGGAAACUGUAUUUGCAUGAUGUGUAUAAGAUUGACCAAGUUCGGCAGGUGUACCGAGCAAGAUUUAGGCCACUAGGUAACCCGACGACAUGGCCUGCGUACAACGGUCCUCGCUUCGUACCGAAUCCGUAUCUGAGACGAGUCUCGAAAGGGCGCCCCAGGAUGACGCGCUUCUUGAAUGAGAUGGACACGCGAAUGUUACGUCGUCCUAGGCGAUGUACGCUAUGUGGAGCUGAGGGACACAGUCGUAGUAGAUGCCGUCAGUCAACUGGUACAAAUGCCGACGGAGAUGCUCAGUAG
Messenger RNA from Arachis ipaensis, 1977 nucleotides. Lineage: Eukaryota; Viridiplantae; Streptophyta; Magnoliopsida; Fabales; Fabaceae. The record is from RefSeq and is a predicted model, not a curated record.